Molecule: messenger RNA, 957 nt
Organism: Phytomonas sp. EM1
Lineage: Eukaryota; Euglenozoa; Kinetoplastea; Trypanosomatida; Trypanosomatidae
Source: the annotation of a GenBank genome assembly
GUUGGAAACGAUCUACACUCUUAGCUUAACUGCUUAGGAACAAGGAAAUGGAACAAAAUGAAGAAUCAAAGAUAAUUAGACAUUUUUAGGACUAAGUUCUCCCGUCAUGUGAACUAUGGGAAUACAUGGGAUGUGGCAUUAGAAAACUCCAGAUCUAAGUGUUUCAAACAGUGUCCUCAACACACAGUUUUAUACCUUACUUCUUUGUUUUUGAAGUUGCGUUCAAUCAACCUUUGUUGAGAAGACCCUUGAUAUUAAAGGCGAUACGAAAUGCUUUUAUGGUGAUCAAAAUCUCACUCUACAUUGCUUAUUUGACUUCAAAGCAUGCACCGAAUUCCUUAGAUGAGUAUUCUUCGCUAUUAUUUAACUCGUGAUGCUAGGCAAACGUUUAUAUAUAGGGUAUUGGUCAUGUAGAACUUACCUAGUACUUAAAGUAACUGAAAGAUGCACCUGCAAAGAAAAAAAAGGAAGGUUGAGAGCGCUGAGCGGGCUUUCUUUACGGUUAGUGCCUUAAUAAUCGAAAGGCCACUCCAAAACUCGAAUGAUUAUAAAAGAGAGGGUGCUUGUAGAAUCAACAAGUUUCUCUCUUGGACUGAUUAUUAUUGGGCACCGAGCGCUUUCAAAGCUUAAAUGUGAGUUUAUGCAAGAAUAAAGCAGCUGAAUAGAUAUGUCAAAGGUCCGAUACCCUAAUCUGGUAUGGGAUAUAGUUUGCGAUACCCAUGAGAAAUGCUAUUAGCGAACGCGAUUUUUGGUUCGGGAAAAUGCGCUAAUCAAAUCACUAAAUCUCAGGAAAUAUCGAUCCUGAGAGUGAAACACCUCGUGUAGUCUUUACCGCACGUGGCUAGAACUUAUAAGUUCACGACCCAGAGUUUCAAUAAUGCUGAGCUCGCGUAGUGGCUCUGGCAAAUAGUGUUGGGAAAUAUUCCAUAAUGAGAAUAGGAUCUCCCCGAACGAUUG